Messenger RNA from Penaeus indicus, 2490 nucleotides. Its product is annotated as hexosaminidase D-like. The record is from RefSeq and is a predicted model, not a curated record. Gene Ontology annotation, biological process: carbohydrate metabolic process. The transcript is spliced from 2 exons. Gene Ontology annotation, molecular function: hexosaminidase activity. Bases 278 to 1912 code for a protein of 544 amino acids. Lineage: Eukaryota; Metazoa; Arthropoda; Malacostraca; Decapoda; Penaeidae.
GGCAGUUCGUCCCUGUGGCGGUGACCGCGCGGGGCUUCCGCGUAGGGUGUGAGGUCCGACCGCCGCCACUCAGUCGCCCGGCGCCCUGGUGUCAUCCCGCUCGUCUCUGCGUUAGUGCCUUUGCGUCGCGGGUGGUCUAUCCUGCAGCGAUUUGGGAGAUAGACUGUCGGUAUGUACUGUGGGUAGCGGCGGUCCCUCGAAUCUUCGGUGGGAAGUGCGUCGUGUGGUCGUCUCCGAUCUGUGGCCAGUGAUAGAAGGUUUCGUGCUAUUCUCAACCAUGGUGAGCUGUGGAAGGCGCCGCCUCAUGCUGGCUGUGGCGUUGCUGUGCGUGUUGGUAGUGAUCAAGCUGUGGCUUGUGGCAGACCCGAACCCGAACGCGAGUCCCGUGUUCGUGGUCACUCCUCGCCGCGGCCAGGGCGGGCGCACGCAUGCGGCCUCGAAGGAACUGCAGACGCAGACGGGGAUGGAAGUGCCACCUGAACGUCUCUGGCACCUGGAUCUCAAAGGAGGCGCUCCGCUCGUGCCCUUCAUCGAGGGCAUGAUGAGCCUGGCGGCGCGGGCGGGGGCCACGGGCGUUCUCCUGGAGUGGGAGGACAUGUUCCCCUUCACGAGUCCUCUCGCCGAGCUGUCUGCGCACAACGCCUACAGCCUGCAGGACGUCGCGCGCAUCAUGCAGGCCGCGAAGGGCGCCGGCCUAAGUGUGAUCCACCUGGUGCAGAGUCUCGGCCACAUGGAGUACGCCCUCAAGCAGCAGAAGUGGGCGGACCUGCGCGAGGGAGAGAGCCCGGGGGAGGCGUGCCCCACCAAUCCUGGGACGGCGCGUCUGGUGCUGGAGGCCGUCGACCAGAUCAUGACGGCAGCGCCAAGCCACUUCCUUCACAUCGGCGCCGACGAAGUGUUCACGCUGGCCCAGUGUCAGCGGUGCCGCUCGAAGGGCGUGGCGCCGCUCCAGCUAUACGUGGACCACGUGGCCCAGGUGGCCCGCUCGGCCAAGGCCCGGUGGGACGUCAAGGUGCUGAUCUGGGACGACAUGCUCCGCCACGCGUCGUCCACGCUCCUGCACUCGCUGGCGGGCUUGGUAGAGCCCGUGGUGUGGGCGUACGGGCCGGACGUGACCCGCAUGGUGCCGCCCUACAUCUUGCGUGCCUACGCGGCGGUCUUCCCCAGGGUAUGGUUGGCGCCGGCCUUCAAGGGGGCCACAAACCCCCGGUCUGUGAUGCCCAACAUUGCGCGCCACGCGGCAAAUACCCUGGCGUGGGUACAGGAAGGGCAGCGCAUGCGUCGCCACGCGGGUUUGCACGUCGCGGGCAUCAUCAUAACGGGAUGGUCCCGCUACGACCACUUCGCCGUCCUCUGUGAGCUGCUGCCUUCGUCCACCCCGUCUCUCGUGUUGACGAUGCUCACGGCGUCCCGGGGGUUCCUGACGGCAGCAACCCUACGGGACGCGCACACCCUUCUUCAGUGUCCGCCACACGUCGUACUCGACCCAGCCCGCGACCCUCAGCUGUGGGCCGCCCGGGACUGCGACUUCCCUGGCGCCAACCUCGCCGACCUCAUCCACCGCUACGUCAGUCUGAGGGACAACAUCAAACUGGUGGCUCGGGAAGCGGAGGAGGUCGGCGCGUGGUUCACGCCCUACAACAUUCGCCACAACUUCUCUUCGCCGUCGCGCCUGCGGACGGCCACGAGAGACCUCCCGACCCUCAUGUCGACGCUAGCAGACCUGUUCGCAGAGGUUCGAGCAGUCCUCCCGCAGUACCACAACGCCGCCACGGUGGACGAGUGGAUCGAGCAGCACCUUCUGCCCCUCAAUCAGACGCUCUCGCGAUUCAACCAUUCGUUCAACGCCCUGAUGAAGGUGAAGACGUGGCCGAGGAGACCCCUUGGGAGAAAGAUACCGCCGCCCACAUGAGCAGACGGGGCGAAGGCGUUUCCAGUGCGAGAAGCAUGAUCCUCGUCCCGCGGGAAGGAGGAUCGAACUCUCCUUAUACAGACUUAGGAUUUAUAUAGAUUCAGGACGCGACGACCUUGAACUUGUCAGCGUCACGUGAUGCGAACGACACCUGCAACUGACACGCUUAUAUGGAAACUUUACUGAGUAGUGCUGUUAUCAUCUUUUUGACCAUAUUUAUUAUGACAUUGCAGUUGUUAUUACCGUUGUUACAAUAUUGUUAUUAUCUUGCUGCCGUCAUAAUCGUUGUUAUCCUCUCUGCCUUUCAUAGCAGUGGUACGCUGUGUUUUAAUAUAAUUUCUAAUCAUCUUAGAAAUAUUGCUCUUAUUAUUCUUAUCACUAUUAUUUUAAUCAUUAUUGUUAUUAUCAUCUUCAUGAAAAAAGGUUAUCAGUGUUAUUUAUGCUAUUAUCAUGAUUAUUCUUGGUUGUUCACGGUUAUUCAUGGUUAUUAUCAUAAUCAUUGUGAAACGUGAAUGUGAUACGAUUUUGGCAAAACUAAUUGUGUUCAAUAUUGCAUUUAAACAAACCUUAUAACCUUA